Messenger RNA from Pediculus humanus corporis (human body louse), 297 nucleotides. RefSeq lists its product as uncharacterized. The coding region runs from base 1 to 297 and encodes 98 amino acids. The record is from RefSeq and is a predicted model, not a curated record. NCBI's taxonomy places the organism in Eukaryota, Metazoa, Arthropoda, Insecta, Psocodea, Pediculidae. The transcript is spliced from 2 exons.
AUGCAACGGUGCCCUUACCUCUAUGAGAUGAAGGAAAGGUUGUUGCAAGAUAGAGGGGCGGAUCAGCCCCUGAUAGUUCCCACUCAGCAAGAAAGAGAAUUGACGAGAGAAUUGAUGGAUUCACACCGGGAUAUAAGAGACGUACCUGUGGGAACUGUUGUCAAGCUCAAUCCAGAUGGCUACGGAUCUCGUACUUCACUCAAUAGGCACCCAAUGGAUCACUGCCUAACAAAUUCUGAUUAUGAGUGUCACCAUACGUGCCCUCACGAGGGAUUUUUCCCUAAAAACGCAAAGUAA